Molecule: messenger RNA, 948 nt
Organism: Microcebus murinus (gray mouse lemur)
Lineage: Eukaryota; Metazoa; Chordata; Mammalia; Primates; Cheirogaleidae
Product: olfactory receptor 8J2-like
Biological process (GO): G protein-coupled receptor signaling pathway
Cellular component (GO): membrane
Molecular function (GO): G protein-coupled receptor activity; olfactory receptor activity
Source: RefSeq, a predicted model, not a curated record
AUGGCUUCCGGGAAUCUCACCUGGGUGACCGAGUUCAUUCUCUUGGGAGUCUCGGACCGGCCGGAGCUCCAGGUGCCCCUGUUCUUCGUCUUCCUGGCGAUCUACGGGCUGACGGUGGCGGGGAACCUGAGCAUCAUCACCCUCACCAGGGUUGACCCCCAGCUUCAAACCCCCAUGUACUACUUCCUCCGGCACCUGGCGAUCAUCAAUCUCAGCAACUCCACCGUCAUCGCCCCCAAGAUGCUGGCGAACUUCUGGGCCGCCAAGAAGAGCAUCUCCUACUACGGCUGCGCGGCGCAGCUGGGCGGAUUCUUGGUGUUCAUCGUGGCCGAGAUCUUCAUGCUGGCGGCCAUGGCCUACGACCGCUGCGUGGCCAUCUGCAGCCCCCUGCUGUACGCCGCGGCGGUGUCCCCGCGCGUCUGCCGCCUGCUGGCGACCCUCACCUACCUCCAGGGCCUGCUCACGGCGCUGGCCGUGUCCUCCUGCGUCUUCUCCGUGUCCUUCUGCUCCGCCAACGUCAUCAACCACUUCUACUGCGACGACGUCCCUUUGUUGGCCUUGUCCUGCUCUGACACCUACCUCCCGGAGACGGCAGUGUUCACCUUCUCGGGGACCAAUCUGUCCUUCUCCAUGGCCGCCGUCCUCACGUCCUACUGCAGAAUCGUCGCUGCCAUCCUGAGGAUGCGUUCCUCCCAGGGGCGGCGGAAAGCCUUUUCCACGUGCGCGGCUCACCUGACGGCCGUCGUGGUCUUCUACGGCACCCUCCUGUUCAUGUACCUGCAGCCGAGGACCAACCACUCCUUGGACACCGACAAACUGGCCUCCGUCUUCUACACCCUGGUCAUACCCAUGCUGAACCCUCUAAUCUACAGCCUGAGGAACAAGGACGUGAAGAAUGCAUCCAAGAGAUUUCUGAAUAACCCAUGCCAAUCGCUCAAACUAAUGUGA